UAUUGAAGGUACUCUAUCCAUAGGUUUCUUUUGGCCAUAUGCAUCUUUUUUUAUGUCCACGUCACCGUGAUUCUGCUUCUUUCACGAUAAAACCAAUGAACAAUCUUCCACCGUUUGAUCAACCCCUCACACCCAUUUUCGUCCGUUGAUCAUCCUCUUAUUUGUUUUUUUAAUUAUUACACCCUUUCUUCUGCAGUUCUGCUAACCCAAAGACCAAACCAGCUGUGUAGUAGAUAUACGAAGACAGAGGAAAAAUAAAAUACAUGUAACCAAAGAUCCUUUCCCUCAUUAUCCUGAAAAAGCCCAGAGAUCCUUUUCCUUCCUUUCUCUAUCUGAAAUUCUCUGUAGCAUCAAAAAGACCGGGGAAAUGGAAAGAUCUAUUUUUUCUGUUGACAUGUGGAUCAAUAUUGGAUUUUUAUGUUUGGGUUUUAGGAAAGGAGGGCUUUUUAUUUUGUGGGUUUUCUUUGGUUGAUUGUUUUGAUUUUUUUGGAGGUUGUUUUUAGACUAUUGAUAUGUUGUUUAAAAUGGGUUUUUGAUGGCUGUGGUGAAUAUAGGUUUUUGAAGCACCAUUUGUGAAAAUGGAAAAUGGGGUAGGAAUGGUUGAUGAUUCUGUUAUGGUAGAAAAUAAAAUUAUGGAGGAAAGAGUUGCCAAUGAGAAAGGGGAGGAGAGGGCUGUUGGGGGUUCGGAUGAAACAAAGGAUGUUGAAGAUGGGGUUUUUGAGGAGGAAAUUGAAACACAAGAGCACUUGUGGGAGCAGAGAGAAAAUUCUGGACUAGGGAACGGCAGUAUGGUUGCCAUUGGAAAUGGUGAGACAAUUGGUGACAAUGGUUCAAGGGAAGUUCAGGAGAAUUCAAAUUUAGAACCUGAAGCUGAGACCUUUGAAGAGGCUAUUGGGGUUCCAAGUGAGGUUGGACAUCAGGAGGAUGUGAUUCCAAGUGAGGUUGAACCUCAGGAGGAUGUGGUUCCAAGUGAGGUGGAACCUCAGGAGGAUGUGGCAGUGUUAAUGGAUGAGCAGAAAGUGGAGGAACUGUCAGGUGGGGAGAAUGUUGGUGGUGGGGUGGUGUCUGAUAAGAUUGAUGAGGGUGGGACUGAAAUGGGAGCAGGGAUUGAUGAAUUGAACGGUGCAAAGGAGGUACCUGAUAUUAGUGGUACUGGAGAAACAGAAUUCCUGAGGGACGAGGAUGAAGCAAAUGUGAAGUUUGAUACAGUAAUUCAGAAACCUGCAAAUGGAAAUGCUGAUAAGGUAUAUUUAAAGGGAAAAUUGGUAGACAAAAAAUUGGAAACUUUGGAAGAUGAUAAGGUGGAGGAGGAUGUAAAAAUGCAAUCUAAGUUGGAGGUUUUGCCUCUAGAGGUCAAGGGUGAGGAAUUAAGGGAGGAUGCUCUGGCUACUGAUUAUCAAGAUGAAAAGGUUGGGGAACCUGCUGGUACUUCAGCUGGCAUGAUUGUCAAGCUUCAAGAUGAUGAAGUUGAAGAAUUGAAUGAGAAGUCAGAUAAUUUUGAUACAGGAUAUUUGGGAAAAGAGAAUGUGGAAUUUAAAGGUGCCACAGCCAAUCUUGAUUCAGUGAAUGAUGGAGAUGAGGGUGAAAAAGCAAACAAGACUUUGACUACUGUGGAGGCGGAAGAUAACAGGAUUGGUGAAGUAAAAGAUUCAUCAGAUGAAUGGGACUUAAAAUAUAAUGGUGAAAUUGAUGAACUGAAAAAUACUCUAUCUGGACUGAAAAAUACUCUGUCUGAGCUGAGUGCAUCUGUGGAAGGUUCUGUCGUACCUGAAUUUGGAAACUUAUCUUCUGAAAAUUUUAGAGAUGAGAGGAAUGAGAAUAUUGAGGCUUCUAAAACUGAUUUGAGAACAGAGGUUCAUGAUGGUUUUCAAUCUCAGCUCCCUGAUGAAAUGGUGGAUAAAGUUCAAGAUAUUGAUAAUUCUGUGACUGAGGAAUCUGAAAGGAAAGCUGAGAGAGAUCAGGAAGAUAAGCAAAGCACCCAAGUGACUCUAGAGCAGGAAGUGCAAAAUGCUUCAGGGUCUUCUUUGCCUGCAAAAGCUGAAGAGUCCAUAAAGAGAGCAGAUACAGAUCAGGAGCUGAAGCAAGAUACCCCCGUGACUAGAGAAUGUGAAAUUCUACCUUCUCCAGUGUCUUCAUCAUCUGUAAAAUCUACAAAUUCUGCUACACCUCUUUCUCGUCCCAUGGGCCUAGGGCGCGCUGCUCCGUUGUUGGAGCCUUCUCCUAAGGUGGUGCAACAACCCCGUGUAAAUGGCACUGUCUCCCAGGCACAGGCACAGCAGAUUGAAGACCGUGCUAAUGGAGAGGCAGAGGAAAGUGAUGAGACUCGUGAAAAGCUUCAAUUGAUUAGAGUUAAGUUUUUGCGGCUUGCACAUAGGCUUGGGCAGACUCCCCAUAAUGUUGUUGUCGCGCAGGUUUUGUACAGACUAGGAUUAGCUGAGCAGCUCCGGGGGAGAAAUGGGGGCCGUGUUGGUGCCUUCAGCUUUGACCGUGCAAGUGCUAUGGCAGAACAGCUUGAAGCAGCUGGGAAUGAACCCCUUGAUUUCUCUUGUACAAUUAUGGUCCUUGGGAAGACAGGAGUUGGUAAAAGUGCUACUAUUAAUUCAAUAUUUGAUGAAGUUAAAUUUGGUACUGAUGCUUUCCGGACGGGUACAAAGAAGGUUCAGGAUGUUGUGGGUACUGUACAUGGGAUUAAGGUGCGUGUAAUUGACACACCAGGCCUUCUGCCUUCCUGGUCUGACCAAUGCCAGAAUGAGAAGAUCCUUCACUCUGUUAAGCGUUUCAUUAAGAAAACACCUCCAGAUAUUGUGUUGUACCUUGACAGGUUGGACAUGCAAACCAGGGAUUUUGGUGAUAUGCCCCUCUUGCGCACCAUAUCUGAGAUCUUUGGACCAUCUAUAUGGUUUAAUGCAAUUGUGGUUCUGACUCAUGCAGCUUCUGCUCCUCCUGAUGGUCCAAAUGGUACUGCUUCUAGUUAUGACAUGUUUGUCACUCAACGCACUCAUGUUGUCCAGCAAGCUAUUCGUCAGGCGGCUGGGGAUAUGCGGCUAAUGAAUCCUGUUUCAUUAGUGGAUAACCACUCUGCAUGUAGAACAAAUAGGGCAGGGCAGAGAGUGUUGCCAAAUGGUCAGGUUUGGAAGCCUCAUUUGUUGUUGCUCUCGUUUGCAUCUAAAAUUCUGGCUGAAGCAAGCACACUUUUAAAGUUGCAAGAUACUCCUCCAGGAAAGCCUUUUACUGCUAGAACAAGAACACCUCCUUUACCUUUCCUUCUAUCAUCUCUUCUUCAAUCAAGACCCCAAGUUAAACUGCCUGAGGAGCAGUAUGGUGUUGAGGAUGAUUUAGAUGAUGAUUUGGAUGAAUCCUCAGACUCUGAGGAUGAAUCAGAAUAUGAUGAGUUGCCACCUUUCAAGCGGUUGACCAAAGCACAGAUGGCAAAGCUUACUAAAGCUCAGAAGAAGGCAUAUUUUGAUGAGUUGGAAUAUAGGGAAAAACUUUUUAUGAAAAAGCAACUGAAGGAAGAGAAAAAGCGGCGAAAGAUGAUGAAGAAAAUGGCUACUGCAGCUAAGGAUCUGCCUAAUGAGGUUGGUGAAAAUGCAGAAGAAGAAAGUGGUGGUGCUUCUUCUGUUCCAGUUCCUAUGCCAGAUUUGGCCUUGCCUUCUUCGUUCGAUUCUGAUAAUCCUACUCAUCGGUAUCGUCACCUUGAUUCCUCCAACCCAUGGCUUGUGAGGCCUGUUCUAGAUACUCACGGUUGGGAUCAUGAUAUUGGUUAUGAAGGUAUUAAUGUAGAAAGAUUGUUUGUUGCUAAGGAUAAAAUUCCCAUUUCAUUUUCUGGCCAGAUUACAAAGGACAAAAAGGAUGCCAAUGUCCAAAUGGAACUAACCAGUUCUUUAAAGCAUGGGGAAGGUAAAGCAACUUCAUUAGGUUUUGAUAUGCAGACUGUUGGAAAGGACCUGGCCUACACUCUGCGUAGUGAGACAAGGUUUAGUAAUUUCAGGAAGAAUAAGGCAACAGCUGGCAUCUCAGUUACACACUUGGGUGAUGCAUUAUCAGCUGGAGUAAAAAUUGAAGACAAAUUGAUUGCUAAUAAGCGGUUCCAGGUAGUCAUGACCGGGGGUGCUAUGACCGGUCGUGGUGAUCUUGCUUAUGGGGGCAGUUUGGAAGCACAAUUGAGGGACAAGGACUACCCUCUGGGUCGCUCCCUGUCUACACUUGGGCUCUCUAUAAUGGAUUGGCAUGGAGAUCUUGCCAUUGGAUGCAAUAUACAGUCACAGGUACCUAUUGGACGGUCUACAAACUUAAUAGCACGUGCCAAUUUGAAUAACAGAGGCGCAGGACAAGUCAGUAUACGAAUAAAUAGCUCAGAACAGCUUCAGCUCGCUUUGAUUGCUCUCCUUCCGCUACUUAAGAAGCUACUUGUUUAUUCCCAACAUUAUGGACAAUGAUGAAAUUUAGGUUACAUCAAUUGUGCUAUGGCAGCCAUGCGGUGAUAGGACAAAGUUUUUAAAAUUGCCAUCUCUCAGUGGUCUUCAAUAGUGAGUGAAAGUAAGGUGCUGAAAUUUCUAUAAUUUUUGAACAAUAUCUUCCGGGAUUAUAGUGAUUGUAGUUUCUUUGUUAGAUAUUUUGCAUAAGGAUUUUUUGGUUCCCAUGAAACCAUAGUCAUGAAUUGCUUUAUAUAUAUAUAUAUAUAUAUAUAUGUAUAUAUAGCCGUAAGAA
This is a messenger RNA of Durio zibethinus, 4710 nucleotides long. RefSeq names its product translocase of chloroplast 120, chloroplastic-like. The record is from RefSeq and is a predicted model, not a curated record. Gene Ontology annotation, molecular function: GTPase activity; GTP binding. Gene Ontology annotation, biological process: protein targeting to chloroplast. Gene Ontology annotation, cellular component: chloroplast outer membrane. NCBI's taxonomy places the organism in Eukaryota, Viridiplantae, Streptophyta, Magnoliopsida, Malvales, Malvaceae.